Messenger RNA from Vavraia culicis subsp. floridensis, 641 nucleotides. RefSeq lists its product as uncharacterized. The coding region runs from base 1 to 558 and encodes 185 amino acids. The record is from RefSeq and is a predicted model, not a curated record. Lineage: Eukaryota; Fungi; Microsporidia; Pleistophoridae. The transcript has a single exon.
AUGAACAAAGGAAUAUUGAUCGGUUCGCUGAUACUCUCUACGGUUCUUUUUGUCUUUUUGACAUUCUUGCUCAUAGUCUUGAUAAAGGAAGCAAAGAAUGACAAAGCAGAUAAACGAAAGAGCGAUGCACAAGCACAGGAACUAGGCAAUAAUGAAGGGGAUGGCAGGAAACAGGCGGGAAACACAGUAUCGAAUAAGGGCAGUGGAACGGCAGCCUUAUUUCAUCAGCAUUCACCGAAUGUAAACGCGAAUCAAAAUUCCACUAGACAGAAUAGAUCGGUAUCUUCUCCUGGUGAUGGUGGCUAUAGUCCGGCAAACACCAGUUCGAAUGCAGAACAAGGUGCAAACACUCCACCGGCGAAUAGCAUGCCUAGAGCAGAUCCAUCGGGCUCGCCAGGUUCACAUGCUACCAAUAACUCAGCAGUCCCUCCCAAUAGCUCAUCAAGUUCUUGGACAUGGGGAGGAGUGCUGAGUAAUCUUGUUAGUUAUCCAGUGAGCCUUUUCAGUUAUAUUACCGGAACUAUACGUAGACGCUUAACAGGUAGUGAUUCAACAUAAUGUAGCUAUGGUAUAUUAAUGAAUAAUCACCGUAUGUCUACCACGUUGAUUGAAAAUACCAUUAAAUUAAAAUGUAUCAGUAA